AGUUCAUUUUUCAUCAGGUGCGGGUGUGUUUUGCGGACGUGUUGCGACUACGUAUUAAAAACUUCGAUAAGUGCUAAAAAUGGGUAAAAAUAUAAUCUGUCGUCUCAUCGAAUUUGGCCAAGUCAAAUAAUUAAAAGUGAAACGACGCAAAGUGAAGAAGAAGAACAACAACAAUAAUAAUAUUAAUAGUAAUCAAAAAGCAGCUCUGAUUAGAGCGUCUACAAGUACAAGUGCAAAUAUAACCGAUUUUGUGGCGAUGUCCACCGCGGAAACGGGGUCGUCGCCUGGCAAAAGCAACAACAGUAGCAGCAACAACAACAACAGCAACAGUAACAGCACCAACAAUGGCAACGGCAACGGCAACAGCGUCACUGCAGGCAGCGGCAAUGUGAAUCCGAAAGGUGUGCAGCGUCGGCAAUUGCGCGAGCGCAAGCAGCGCAAACUUUACCUUGAGGAAUGGACACUGGGUGAUGAUGAUGGGGAGGGGACGCGCGGCUUCAGUGUUGCCGAAAAGCUCGAGUCCUCCAAGUUCGCACAGGCUGGAAUGGUGCGGGAAAUGCGCGGCAGCGAUCUCACAGUCGCCUUCCUGCAGCAGCACGGAUUCAAUAUACCGUUGCUGUUUAGGGAGAAAAGCGGCUUGGGAUUACGGAUGCCAGAUCCACAAGAGUUCACAGUGAACGAUGUGAGAUUAUGCGUUGGAUCGCGUCGCCUCUUGGAUGUCAUGGAUGUCAACACACAGAAGAAUCUACAAAUGACAAUGAAGGAAUGGCAACAGUACUAUGAUAAUCCACAAAAGGAUCGAUUGCUGAAUGUUAUAUCAUUGGAAUUCUCGCACACACGACUCGAUCACUUUGUCCAGAGUCCAGAGAUAGUGCGACAAAUCGAUUGGGUCGAUGUUGUUUGGCCCAAACAACUGAAGGAUGCACAAAAGGAGGGCACAAAUCUUCUCGGCGGCAUGAUGUAUCCCAAAGUGCAAAAAUAUUGUUUAAUGUCGGUGAAGAAUUGCUAUACAGAUUUCCAUAUUGAUUUCGGUGGCACAUCCGUGUGGUAUCACAUACUGAAGGGUAGCAAGGUCUUUUGGCUAAUUCCACCCACCGAUCGCAAUCUGCAGCUGUACGAGAAAUGGGUGCUGUCCGGCAAACAGGCGGAUGUCUUCUUUGGCGAUACGGUUGAGAAGUGUGCACGUGUCUAUCUGACAGCUGGGAAUACGUUCUUUAUACCCACCGGCUGGAUACAUGCCGUCUAUACACCCACCCAAUCCCUUGUCUUUGGCGGCAAUUUUCUGCACUCCUUUGGCAUUGUCAAGCAAUUGAAGACGGCAAGUGUGGAGGACAAUACAAAGGUGCCGCAAAAGUUUCGUUAUCCCUUCUUCACGGAGAUGCUGUGGUAUGUCCUUGCCCGAUAUGUGUACACACUGCUGGGACACUCGCAUCUGGAUGGUGAACCAUCGGCCAGUGAGGCUGAAAUGGCCGCCCGUCCACACACUCAUCUCACACACUAUGAGCUAUUUGGUCUCAAGGAGAUUGUCAUGUAUCUGUACGAUUUGCAGCCACAAAAGAAGAAUGUACCAAGUCUGGUGCUCGAUCCCGUUGCGCUGAUCAAGGAUGUGCGCACAUUGGUCGAACGGCAUUGCAAGGAUCAACAGGACAUGGCUGUAACUGGCAUGUCCGUGCUCCGGCCCGCCACCGAGCAUCCGCAACAAUUUCAACUGUACGAUCGGACGCGGGUCAAGCAGGAGAUCAAACAGGAGAUUGCACGCAAGAAUGCUGAGGUCAUACGGGAGCAACAGCAACUGGAGGCCGCCAGGGAGGCCGAAUCUGAUGCUCUGCCCACUAGCAACAGCAACAGCAACAACACUGGCAACAACAAUAACAACAGUUACAACAACAGCGGACCAGGUGUGGAGUAUAGCAAUGGAGUGCUCAAGAAGGAGCAGCUGGAGAAUGGCACCUCAACUGCACAUGGAACGCAACCAGAAGCCACGUUUGUGCUGCCCACGGACACACUUAAGUAUCGUCCGCCAAAGAAGAUGCACCUGGCAAAUGCUGUGGCAGCUGCCGCCAGCAGCAGCAGCAACUGCAACAACAACAGUAGCAACAACAACAGCAACAGUCCCACAAAUGUUGGCAAUCCGAAUGCUGUCAGUGUGAUUGCCACAUGCUCCAGUUCGAGCUCCGGCUCUGGUUUUGUGGAUGCCGCAGGCAGUGGAAGUGGCAGUGGCAUGGCUGCCAAUCUGGACAAUUGUCCGUCGCCAGGUGAAGCUGGUGCCAAGUUGUCACCACAUUUGACGGGAACUGGACAGCCGAGGCGACGGCGAACGCGUUGCAAGAAUUGUGCGGCAUGUCAACGCUCCGAUUGUGGCACCUGCCCCUUCUGCAUGGACAUGGUGAAGUUCGGUGGUCCCGGGCGUGCCAAACAGACGUGCAUGAUGCGACAAUGCCUGUCGCCGAUGCUCCCAGUGACGGCACAGUGUGUCUACUGUCAUUUGGAUGGUUGGCGACAGACGCCAGUGUCGCCACAAACCAAACAACUCGCCUCACUCGAAGGUCCCUCCGCGUUGAUGGAGUGCUCCGUUUGCUAUGAGAUUGCCCAUCCCGACUGCGCUCUCUCGCAGCUGGAUGGCACCGAGGAUGCAGCCGAUGCCAAGGGUAUUGUCAAUGAGGAUCUACCCAAUAGCUGGGAGUGUCCCAGUUGCUGUCGCUCUGGCAAAAACUAUGACUACAAACCACGGCAUUUCCGAGCACGUCAAAAGUCAUCGGAAGUACGACGCGUUUCGGUGUCGCAUGGCAACAAUGCUGGUGAGGGUCACGACACUGCCGGAGGUGGAGGCUCUGCAUCAGGUGGAGGAGGAAAUUUGUUACCACCACCGGUGGGACAAUAUAAUGACUUUGUGUUUACCAGCGAAUCGGAAAUGGAGACGGGCAGCAGUGGCAUGCAUACGACACACUGGAAGCACGGCCUGAAGCGUCAUCAUCAGCUGGAGGUGAAGACGGAGCGCAACAACAGCUGUGACACUCCCUCGCCAGGAAUAUCGCCGAAUGCAGCAGCUGGUCAUCAUCAUCAUCAUCAUCAUCAUCAUGGUCUCAUGGGUGACAAGGUGAAGCGUCGCAAGAGCGAUGAUGGCACCAGUGUUAGCAGCAGCAUGCAGGAGAGUAACGAUGCCCCCUGCUCCAGUUCCAUGGAGUGUGGCACCGCAGGAGGAGGCGGAGCUGGUGGAGGUGGUGGUGCAAAUGCAACAGCCACUGGACACGGUGGUGGUGCUGGCGGUGCCGGUGGUGGUGGUGGUGGUUCACGCAAGAAGAACUCAAUACGCUCCCAGCUGGCACAACAGAUGCUCAAUUCAUCGACACGUGUGCUGAAGAAGCCACAGUAUGUGGUGCGUCCGAUGCCAACAACGGGCUCCUCUUCUGUGGGCGGAUCAGGUGUUAGCAAUGGCGCCAGCAAUGGCAUCAAUAAUGGAUCUAACUCCGGCACGGGAGUGGGAACAGUUGCAACUGGCGGCGUUACGCUGCCCAGCAAUGGAGCCAAUGGACACCACAAUAAUCAUCAUCAUCAUCAGCAGCAGCCGCAUCAUCAUCAUCAUCAGCACCAUCACGUGCAUCACAAUAGCAGCAGCAGUAGCUCACAUAAUCUCGCAUUGGAUCCGACCAUCUUGAAGAUCAUCUUCCGUUACUUGCCCCAUGAGACGCUCGUGACAUGUUGUUCGGUGUGCAAGGCAUGGUCCAAUGUUGCUGUUGAUCCCGAUCUCUGGAAGCGCAUGAAUUGCGCCGAACUCAAAAUAUCCGCAUCCCUUUUGACAGCAAUUGUGCGCCGGCAGCCGGAGCAUUUGAUAUUGGACUGGACGCAGUUGGCCAAACGGCAAUUGGCCUGGCUGGUCGCCCGUCUGCCGGCUCUGAAGAAUCUCUCGCUGCAGAAUUGUCCCAUACAGGCGGUGCUGGCGCUGCACACAUGCCUCUGCCCCCCACUUCAGAUACUCGACUUGAGCUUUGUGCGCGGCUUGAAUGAUGCCGCCAUUCGGGACAUUCUGUCGCCGCCAAAGGAUUCGCGUCCGGGCUUAAGUGAUUCCAAGACGCGAUUGCGUGACCUCAAGAUGUUGAAGCUCGCCGGCACCGAUAUCUCGGAUGUGGCUGUGCGUUACAUAAUGCAAUCGUUGCCACAUCUCAAACACUUGGAUCUCUCAUCGUGCCAGCGGAUUACGGACGCGGGCGUUGCCCAAAUUGGCACCUCACCAACGGCAAUUGGUCGCCUUGCUGAGCUCAAUUUGAGCGCAUGUCGUUUGGUCUCGGAGAACUCAUUGGAGCAUCUGUCCAAGUGCGAGAGUCUCGUGUGGUUGGAUUUGCGGCAUGUGCCACAAGUGAGCACACAGUCCGUAAUACGCUUUGCCAGCAAUUCCAAGCAUGAUCUGUGCGUCAAGGACAUUAAACUGGUGGAGCGACGUCGCCUCUCGAUGACCAAUAACUGGCAUGACUGAGAAUCGACAACAACAGCAACAGCUUCUCCUCCUCCCACUCCGCCUUCUACUCCCCUUAAUCCUCGACGACGACGACGAAGAAAGCAGCGGCAAUCACACACACAAACACACACAACACUUGUCUCGUUUAGUUCUUAAGUCACAGACGCACUAAAAAUAACACUCUUUAAUUUAAGCUCUGUUCCCAAUUGCAAUUUCGCCACAAUUCUCCUCCCAAAACUCAGUCGGAAUUCGUAUCCACAAGAUGCACUAAUAGCCCGUUUACAAAACCAAAGAAUAUCUGUUUCUAUCAUCAGUCAAAUGAGAGUUUGCCCUUCGCAUCAGUUAGAAGAUACUAUAUAGCAUAUAUAGCAGUAAUCUGACGUUUAUACGAUGCUUUUUAAUCGUAUGUUUAUCCUGAUAAGGCGCUUUUAUUCAAAGAUUGUGACUUUUUAAGCCAUCAAGUUAUUUCCUAAAGUUUAAAAUUAUUGUUGAGUCUCCUUCUUGUAAUUUUAAAGUCCAUAAGUUGCAAAGAGAAAAGUGUAUUUACUUACCUUAAUCAGCACAAACAUUUAUUUGUACACUUUAAGUUUAAAUAAUUUUACCUUCAUAAAUAUAUAGAGCACAGUUGACUUUUAAAACGUUAAGGACCGGUUUUUCAAUCGCUAGUAAAGGGGUUUGAUAACUAUAUCAGAGAUAUUUUGAAGUAAAACGUAUAGAAAUUUAUGUGAAAUUUGUAAAUAUCUAUUUGAUAAAAUUUAAGAUGACAUUGAAAAAUCUGCACUUAUUUUUUUUGUUCUGCAUGAUUAAGGAAUAUUUGAGCCUUUUUAAUUUGCUGUUUGAUUUGUCUGAGUGUCCGCAUUUGUGGCAUCAGUGACCUAUGAGGAUGUUUGGCAGCAUCCGAAAUACGUGCAAUUUAUCUGACCAGCCACAUAACUGAUCUGGAAUAUUAUAUUAAAAGUAGAUGCGAAGGGUAUUAAGAGAUUUCGGUGUAGCCGAAUAUUGAAUCCUGAUAAUAUAGAUACAUACAUAUGUGUAUAUAUAUAUUUUUGUCGUUUCUUAUAUGCAUAACAUAUUUGUCAAUAUGAAGUGAUAGUUGAUACACUUACAUUAUAUAUAUAUAUACAUGCAUGCACACUUAAAUAGAUACGAAUACGUAAGUAUUUAGCAUUCCCCCAGGCAUCAGUGUGUCAUAUACAUACUAACAUAUAUAGGCAAUCUCGUAGAGAGAGAAAAAAGAGAGAGAUAGCACACAUAGCACCUAGAGAUACUUAGAGCAGGGAAUUAACAAUAGCUUAGUGUUAUUUAAUUCUUGUAUUGCUGCAUAUGUUUAGUUUUCUACUGAUUUGAUUUGUGUGUAUUUAUUUAACCAUUACGCAUUAUAAGAGUUAAAACCUAAAUACAAAUCUCUUUUAAAUCUAUCGAUAAGUCCGCCCCCCGACUCCGUUCCAUGGCUCGUAAUUCCCCCGCAAUUCCCAGUAGAAGCUCAAAAAUCUGGCACAUUUAUGGCAACAAA
Molecule: messenger RNA, 5966 nt
Organism: Drosophila innubila
Lineage: Eukaryota; Metazoa; Arthropoda; Insecta; Diptera; Drosophilidae
Gene: Kdm2
Product: jmjC domain-containing histone demethylation protein 1
Exons: 6
Coding region: 257-4471 (1404 amino acids)
Biological process (GO): regulation of transcription by RNA polymerase II; protein demethylation
Molecular function (GO): DNA binding; histone demethylase activity; zinc ion binding
Source: RefSeq, a predicted model, not a curated record